Penaeus chinensis is the source of this 8647-nucleotide messenger RNA. Its product is annotated as collagen alpha-1(I) chain-like. Bases 671 to 3949 code for a protein of 1092 amino acids. The record is from RefSeq and is a predicted model, not a curated record. The transcript has 26 exons. Lineage: Eukaryota; Metazoa; Arthropoda; Malacostraca; Decapoda; Penaeidae.
UCCGGGCCCUCCGAGUCUCAGUUGGCAAUUGGCGUGGGAGGAGGAGAGACACGCACGGUCCCGCUCUCUCUCUCUCUCUCUCUUUGCCCUUAUCCGUACCUGAUUUUUGUUUGGGAGAAGAACGUUUCUCGCUGUUGUGCCUUAUUAUCUGCGUGUGCUUUUUAUUACUAUUUUUUUAUAUGUCUUUCCGAAACUGUGGAUAAGAAAGGAAGGAAGAGGGAGCUGUGUGUACAAAUAUAUAUAUAUUUUUUAUACUAAAUGAGGCAACUGGAGAUGUCAAUGCGUUCUGAUAAAUGGACGAAUAUAUAUUUUUGAUGAUUACCACGUGAUGCGUCGAGAUGUCGAGUACAUAACCCCGAGGCUCGAUUUCCGCCAGGAGCACUCCACAAUUCUAAUAAUAAAUGCAAGUGAGAGAAUCACAUCGAAGGAUAUUGACCCUAUUGUCUUGAUAUGAACUGUGCCUCGUAAAACCCGAAAAAGAAAAUCAUCCCUCCAUUUAAAACAAACACAAACCUUCAAAACGAAUUAAUUAAACCGUAUGCUUAAGAAACAGCUUGAUCUCGACACCCCAUUGACCACACCGAUGUAAAAGCAAAAGCGCCCAGGGCAGAGCUUCCCCACUACAUAUGCAUCGCCAGCCAGGGGGACGAGAGACAUAACUGGAGUGACAAUGUUGGUGUUGUGGUUCACUCAGCGGUUCUAUCUGUUGGUUGUAACGCAUGUGUGGUUGGUUCUCCUCCAGGGGGCGCUGCAGGAACUCAAGAUCUACAGCUCGCCAGAUCUCGCGGCCGUUCAGUGCGAUAACAACUUUGCGUCUUUUGCUUUUGGUUCCGGAGACGGCAGAGGAGAUGUCGGCAUUAUGGAAGACUACUUCGCGCCCGACAUGGAGGAGGACGACGAGUCACCGCUGCCGAGAUUCGAGGGUUCGGGAGUCGGCCUCGAGGGAGCGCCCCCCCGCCUGCCGCCGCCCCCGCCCCUGCACGACCACUUUGGAAUCCCUGGCCCGAAAGGUGACAAGGGACAGCGGGGCCCUCCAGGCGAGAGUGUAGCUGGCCCACCCGGCCCACCCGGCCCACCCGGCCCACCUGGCCCGCCUGGCGCAACGGCGUACAUGAACCCGGGCCUGAAUAUGCCGGAUUUCGGCUCCGGAGCGGGAGAGGAUUUCAUCCCCGAGAUGGACUUCAGCGGGAGUCGGCGAGCGCCGCCCGCGCCGCCCGGACAGUGCACGUGCAAUGAGACGUCGUUAGUGGCCUCGAUCCUAGCGCAGAUCCCGCGCGGCCCCCCCGGCGAGGACGGCAAGGCGGGCAGGGACGGGAUGCCCGGGAUCCCUGGCACCUCCGGCCGCCCUGGGCCCCCGGGGGAGAGGGGCCCCAUCGGAGGCAGGGGCGAGAAGGGCGACCGCGGCGAGAGAGGCAAUCCAGGACCCGAGGGCCAGCAGGGCGCGAAGGGCGAGUCGGGCAUGGACGGCGCCCCUGGGAUGCCCGGCGAGAGAGGCCCCCAGGGACCCCCCGGGAAGCCGGGCUGGGGGAACUCCAGAUAUGACGUGGACAGCGGCCUGGCCAUGGCACCGGCGAGACCUGGCACUCCUGGCGCUCCGGGCGAGAAAGGGUCCCCGGGGGCACCUGGCAUGCGUGGCACUCGAGGGUACCCCGGAGCCAAGGGGGACAGAGGCGAGCCCGGCCUGCGAGGCGACAAGGGGGACACGGGCGAGGCGGGAAGGAGCGGCCCGGCAGGACCUAAGGGCGAACCAGGAUCUCCCGGUAUGAACGGCGCCCCGGGUCCUCCAGGCUUCAUCGGGGUUCCUGGCGACAAGGGCGAUAAAGGUGAACGAGGUGAAACAGGUGUCGGGUCACCGGGUCCCCCAGGCAGACCAGGAGGGCUGACGCAGGAAGACCAUAAGGCUAUUGUCGAACAGGUGCUGGAGACUCUGGAAAGCAAGCACGGAGGCGUUGGAGUCACGCUUGGCUCUGGUAUCAACGUUUGGGACGCCCCUGGUAUGCCCUGGAGCGCAGUCAGCGAUGAUGAAGAUGUCUACCUUGAGGGAUCGGGAGGUCUGGAAUACAAACCUUUCUACCCUAAUCAGCUGAAGGGCUUCCGCGGGCCCCCGGGACCCCCUGGGCUGCCGGGACCCCAGGGCAUCGAGGGCAUCCAGGGCCUGAUGGGACCCCCGGGCGACAUAGGGCCCCCGGGGCGGCCGGGACUCGACGGACUACCGGGAGCGAGGGGACCCCAGGGCGAGAGAGGAACCCCCGGCCCCAAGGGAGAGCGAGGCUCUUCAGGGCCUGGAGGAGAGAAGGGAGACCGAGGCGCCCCUGGCCUUCCUGGGCCUUCGGGGCCUGUCACAACGCUCAUCCAACCUGACGGGACCAAUGUUACUGUAGUGAAGGGUGAAAAGGGCGAUCGUGGUAGGCGGGGCAAGCGAGGUCGACCUGGUCCCCAAGGGCCUCCAGGGGCUGUAGGGGACCUGGGUCUUCCUGGAUGGCCGGGCGCCGCCGGACGACCUGGCCCCCCUGGCCCGCCCGGACUGCCAGGCCUCGGCCAGAAGGGCGACCGAGGCCAAGUGGGGCCACCCGGCCCGCCUGGCCCGCCCGGACCCUCCUCCGGCGGACUCCUCAAUAGCAUCUUGGGCACAAGCAGCAGCGACGUCGCCGAGACCGCCUCGAGAGGCAGCCUCCCGGGUCCCUCCGGCCCUCCAGGUCCCCCCGGCCCCCCCGGCCCCCCAGGACCCCCGUCCAGGAGCCCGGGGGAGACCGACGGCGGCCAGAUGUACGUGCCAGUGCCCGGCCCCCCCGGCCCGCCUGGACCUCCGGGACCACCGGGGUUGCCUGGCUACCCCAUCGAGGGCCCAGAGGGUCCCCGUGGCCCGCCUGGCCCUCCUGGACACACCGUCCCUGGCCCACCCGGAGCGUCUGGGCCAAGAGGUCCCCCGGGGUAUGGCCAGAGAGGAGAAAGCUUGGGAGGCAUCGAAGGCCUGCGCAGGAUCACAGGAAACCUUGGUAACAGAGGACCCCCAGGGCCCCCCGGACCCCCAGGCCCCCCAGCCAGCGGAGAGCCUUCGCCCUCUUCGGCCAUCGUGCCCGGCGCCGUCACCUUCCCGGACAAAGCGUCUCUGUUGAAGAUGAGCGACAUGUCUCCCGUGGGAACCCUGGCCUUUGUGAUCGACGAAGAGGCGCUUCUGGUCAGAGUCUCGUCGGGGUGGCAGUACGUGGCGAUGGGAUCAGUGAUUCCUUUACCCACGACCACCCCCGAGCCAGCCACGACCCCAGAGCCCCCAGUGGCGCGGCCUCCUCCCCUCCAGGUGGACUCCCUCGUCAACACCGUCGACGGACCCCGGCUAAGACUGGCCGCCCUCAACCAGCCAUACACAGGAGACAUGCAUGGUGUUCGAGGGGCGGACUACUCCUGCUACAGAGAGGCGCGCAGGGCGGGUCUCAGGGGCACCUUCAGGGCCUUCCUCACCUCCAGGGUGCAGAAUCUGGACUCCAUCGUGAGGUACUCCGACAGGAACUUGCCGGUGGUUAAUACGAAGGGAGAAGUCCUCUUCAACACGUGGCGAGAAAUAUUUUCGGGAACGGGAGGAAUAUUCUCUCAGAAGCCAAGAAUCUUCAGCUUCGAUGGAAAGGAAAUUUUGACCAAUUCUGCCUGGCCGCAGAAGUACAUCUGGCACGGCUCCGACCUCCAUGGCGAGCGCUCCCUCUCCUCGUAUUGCGACGCGUGGAACAGCGAGAGCGGCGACGUCGUGGGUCUCGCCUCGUCGCUCCUGAAGAACCGGCUCCUGUCGCAGGAUCGCCUCGGCUGCCACAACUCGUUCGCCGUCCUGUGCAUCGAAGCCACUAGCCAAGCACGGUAUCGGAGGCGGCGUCACGUGACCUCGCCCGAAGCUGAAAUGAGCCUCGAGCAGUACGAGCAGUUCCUCCAGGGGAUCGACAAGGCGAAUGAGGGGAACUGAGAAGACCAGGAGGUGGAAGGAUCUUAAUAUUUAAAUACUGAGCGUACGUUCGUCUCCUUUUUUAUUUUCCUCUUUUUUUUUUUUGGUUUAUUAUUUCUUAAAAAUUCCCGUGGCACUUCGUUGUUUGAGGAAUGACGGUUGAUAGCACAAGAAAAGGGGAAAAAAAGACAGUUUCAGAUUUCCCGGUGGACUGACGAUGUGACAGAAAACAAACACAGGAGAGGUGAUCGCUACGCAGUCAGAGACGGAGAGAGGGGAAAUAAAGUUCAUAUAGAGAAAAAAGAGAGAAAUGGAGAGAUAAAACACGGAAGAAAAAUUAUAAAAAGUAAGAAAUGAAAGAAUAGCGAAAAAUGGUUCCUAUAUUUUUUGCACACAUUCUCCACUGUUUGAUCAAAAAAAAGAAAAAAACUUUGGCUUCCUCUUUCCCACACUCCAGGACCGGCAACUUUGCUCAAAGGAGGAACUCAAGGAUACCUUUUGUGUUCGACAGCAGUAGUGAUGGAAUUUGUUGAAGCCUGCCGCUGCUAUACUCAGAAAUAUCCUGAUCAUGAAUUUUAUACAUACAUUCAUAUUCGGUCUCUAUUUUCCCGUAUGAAUUUCAUUUUUUUUUCUUGAUGUUUAUUUUCCUCGUAUGUGUCCCUUUUUUUUUGGAUAAUAUCUUUCCUUUCUUAUUCUUCCUUCCAAACGUACAGGGAAGAAAAGCGAGCUGAAUAAACCUCGCCCAAAGCAGUGAAAGAAGGGUUAAAGAUUUCCUUAUACUGAGUCCCACGUGCACGAUAUCCUAACACACACACUUAAAAAAACACACUUUGUAUAAUAUCACCAACGAUAAGCUACAACCUUCAUUCUUGUUAUCAUAACAGACCAUCUUUGUGUCGUUGAGAUAACCUGUAUAUUGAUAACAGUGUGAGUCUUUGAGAUAUUUGACUCUGCACUGUGUAUGUUUUAUUGUGUACACACGUGCAGUUUAUUUAAUGUUUUAUGUAUUGCUUAGGAAUUUAAAUUAGAUGACAUGCUGAUGGUAGGAAGUUUUAAGCUGUAGUCUCAUUCCAGAAGCGGUAUUAGUGUUAUCAUUAUUAUUUUUUUUUUAUCUUUAUUGCUAUUCUUAUUAUUGUUAUUACUUUUCAUAAAUUCUGACACUGGAAAAACGAAAGAAAAAAUACUCAUACAUAUGCGAUUAAAUUAUUUCGUUUGUGUUUUCAAACCUAAGUUCAUUGCUUUUGAUAUCGUGUUCUUUAUAAUGUUUUUGUUGAUAUGUAAUUUUUUCGAUGUAAGGAAGAAUAGCCCUUAUUUUUGUUUUGAUAAACAUUAUAAUUAAUGCAUAAUGAGUGGAUGCUCAUGGGACAUUUUCUCUUGUAUCAUUAUUAUCAUUGUUAUUAUUAUUAUUAUUAUUAUUAUUAUUAUUAUUAUUAUUAUUAUUAUUCAGUUCCAAUUCCAGUUCCCAAAGCUUAGUAGCAUAGAUUCAAGAUGUUUAACUUUGCCGGAUCUUUUGUCCAAGAAACACACCAGUAACAUUUUUUAAAAAUUACUAACAAAUGCUAGGUUGAUGUUGUACUGUGUGAAUCCAAUAGAUCUGCAGUGAAUUGAAAGUAAUGAUAAACCAGAGUUAACGGCCAGGGAUCAGUUAUAUUUGUGACGACAUAUGCUCACAGAGCGUGCCAUUUCGCGUUUAACUGCCGAGGACGUGUCAGGGAAGGUCUCUUGGGCUCGGCGUUGGAAAGGGGUUGUUAGUGCCAGUGCCAGGGCCAGUAGCAGUGCGUGUCGGACUUCUUCGAGUGUGUGUAUAAGGCCCCCCUCCUCUCUACAGGAAGCAAGAUAUUCCAGAAAAUGUUUUAAAAGGAAGAGGAAAAAGUUGAUAAUCCCUUUUGGACGAAGAGGGAAUUAGAAAGAGACAAAAGUUUGAUAAUCCCUUUUAAGCGAAGAGGGAAUAAGAAAAAAGGAAAAGUUUGAUAUUCCUUUUAGACGAGGAGAGGUAGGCGAGAGGGGAGGGCCCAAUACAUCGAAAGAAAUACGACACUUACGUAUUGCUGUUGGCAGAACCGCAGUUGCUCUUGGGUGCUGGUUAAGAGGCGUGGCAGGUAAGGGGCGUGGCAGUUAAGAGGCGUGGCAGUAUCUGUUAACUUAAAUCGUAGGUGCUAGAAUCCUCAAGUCGGUUUAAUGCUAAAAGUCUGGACUGGUAAACACAUUAACGAGAGGGAAACACUUUACCACAUGAUGCUUGAGGUACUGUGUGAGUUUAGUUAAUAUCAUAGUAUUACACUGGUUAGUAUCAUACCAGUUGGUAGAACUCUAGUAUCCACUAAGACCGUGUGUUCAGUAUGCAUUAUAUUUUGUACUAGCUUCAUUUUUUUCCGCUUGCAUCAUAAUGUAUUUGGAGUCUUGCUAGCAACACUUUUUCGUGCUAGCGUUUUCAUGUAUAUUUGUAUCAUACCACCUGCUGGCGUCUGUGUUUCUUCUAGCUUUGUAAGUCCCAAACUAACAUAAAUUUCUUUGUUAGAAUCAUACCUUAGCGUUAUAUCCAGGGCUAGUAUUUUCGUAUACAGUUAUUAUGCCAUCUGCUGGUAUUAGAGAAUUAAAGAAUUUACUGGUACCGUGUUAUACUAUCUGCUAGCGACACACUUUAGCUAGCAUUGUGCCACCGUGAGAGUUAAAACUUGACAUUAGCAAAACGCCAGAAGCGGUUCACGGAGGUCACCUUUUUUGCGGUAUAAGGAUGGACGUCCCUCUCAGCACAUAAAGGGGAGAUCUCUUUCCAUGUAAAGGGGGUUGUUUCUGGUAGCCUCCUCUUAUGGUACGACGGCUUUCCCUCUGUGCAAUGAGGGGAUAUUUCUCUCCUUGUUAGAGUGGAAGUACCUCUGCUUAAGGGAAGAAAUCUAUCAGAAGGGCUGACGUCCUUCCCUGUGCUAGGGUGUGAGAUCCCCUCAAUUAGGAUUUUCGUCCCCACUCUACAUGAAAGUUGGACCCCCCUUAAUGCUAGGAUGGUCGACCCCACUCUACAUAAAAGCUGGACCCCCGUUAAUGUUAGGUUGGUCGACACCUGUGUGUAAAAGACGGGAUUCUCUCUCUGCUUACGAGGUGGUCUCCCUAUUAAUUCCAGGGUUGUCGUGUUUCCUGCUAUGUAAUGGAAGUCCCUCUGCCCAUGCUAAAUACCGCAGUGCAAGUGAUGGUAUAUAUAAAAAAUAAAAAAAAUUCUGUGCAUAUUGAUGUGUUACUCAUGUAUUUACAUGUAAUUACAAACUCGUCACAGUGUUCUUCCAGUCAGGUGUAGAGACUCCUAGUGUAGAAUUGUUAGGUGUUUUAUAUUAAAGUCAAUACCUCAUUCUGAGCUUACCUGGCAACGUACUCUUAUUCACUUCAACUGUUACACUAAUUCUGUGAAAUGAGAAAAUAAUGUACGAAUAACAAGCUGAUGAUUAAUUAAGAGAAAAAAGAAAAGAAAAUUAAGCAAUGAAUUGGCAGACAAUACUGAUGCAUUUAGUUUAACCGUGAGCUGAUUUCCACCGCUUUUAGAUUAGAUAGAUGCUGACCUUUUAUUUCACUUGUGCUUGAAUGUAUGAGAGAGUAUUUAAGGUAUAUGGAGCGUGUGUGGAUGUCUGUACGUUAGGACCACACACGUGGGUACAUGUGUGUGAGACACAGAGAGAGAGAGAGUACAUCUGUAGAUUUGUAAUUGAAUUUUCGUGUUCAUAUUUAAGUUAUAAGUUUGUGUAGUUCUUGAAGUAUAUAUAUAUAUAUAUAUAUAUAUAUAUAUAUAUAUACAUAUUUACACACACUUCUCAUCUACGCAGGGGGAAAUGGAUCUGAAAACAACUACACACAAACGCACAAUAUUCUUAUCCUGUACAUUUUGUUUAUCUUAAGAACAAAAUAGAUCUUAAAGUAUUGAAACAUUAAUGAAUUCCAUACCAAGAUCCACCGUGUUAACGAUCAAACCUAACCAGAAUGCACGACCUUUUCUGUAAAAAUUGUGGGUGUUUAACGUGGUUCUCAAAUCGCCCUCAUAAUAUAUUACUAUGCUACCUCUCUCUCCCCCAACCCCCCUCCCCCCAAAAAAUAAAUAGAUUAAGGCAUAAUCUGCAAAAAAUGCAUUUUUCCUAUGUAAGAUUUGUUUUCUACUGCCAUUGUUUAUAUUAUUAUGAUCGUCAUUUUUAUCUUGUUUUUCUUUUCUUAUUCAACGCGCUAAGUAGAUUCAAUUUUGAUUUUGACUUUUUUUUUUAAUUCUAGUCAUAAUUAAUGCUAACUUAUACCCUUAACUAUUCAUGUAUUUAGCUAGAUAUCUUGUGAUACAGUAAUACAACGUAACUUAUAAUCAUAUCAGUGGUUAACAUAUCUCUUUCUGCCUCCUUCGAAACGAUGAGUAUAUAUGAUAGAAAAAAACAAACCAUUUUAUAAUAAAUGAUUUAAGGAAUUGCCAUCAUAUCAGUAUCUAUGUCAAGAUCUAUUACCUAAUGUGUGUAAGAUAUUUUUAAAAUGUAUUUUCCUUUUCGAAUUGUACCACCCAGGAAAACUUUUUAUUUUGAAUAUGUUUCAAAUACCAUUAAGGGGAUAUACAUUUCCUUAUUUUCUGGUAUUAGUGAGAUAAUUUUGCAUUUACUAAACAGAAAAUUCAGAAUUGAUUUAACUUUUUUAACUAUGAAUUCUUACAAAACUUGUACUACGAGUAUUCUUGAGUUUUCAAUAAAAAUGUCUUGUGUUACA